Messenger RNA from Myripristis murdjan (pinecone soldierfish), 1492 nucleotides. RefSeq names its product family with sequence similarity 107 member B (gene fam107b). The record is from RefSeq and is a predicted model, not a curated record. Bases 250 to 654 code for a protein of 134 amino acids. The transcript is spliced from 4 exons. Lineage: Eukaryota; Metazoa; Chordata; Actinopteri; Holocentriformes; Holocentridae.
UUGGGUCUUGAGUGAGUGUAUGUGUGCCAGCGCUAGGCUAUUGAACAGUUUCCUAAGAGGCAGAAAAGCAGCAGCAAGCAGAGUCGCAGACACACCUUAACCCCAAGAAGUGAUUUGGAGACGCACUGAUGCGGCCGAAACCACUUUGUCAUUUUAAAUAUUAAACAGCUUGAGUUGGAGAAGUCGCGUCUGGGUCGAGUUUGAGAUCCGUGUGACCCUGGUCUAUCUCUGUCACCGGGGAGGAGUGUCAUGGCGGAGCCAGACUAUCUGGAGGGAGACUGUGAUGAGCUCAUCAAACCCAAGAAGCUGAUCAACCCAGUCAAGACCUCCCGCAACCACCAGGACCUGCAUCGAGAGCUGCUCAUGAACCAGAAGAGGGGUCUGGCCCCCCAGAACAAGCCUGAGCUUCAGAAGGUCCUGGAGAAGAGAAAGAGGGACCAAGUUCUCAAGGCCCAGAAGGAGGAGCAGGAGGCUCACAAGAAGAGGAGUGACCUGGAGAUAGAGCUGAUGAAAAGACAACAGAAAUUAGAACAGCUGGAGCUGGAGCAGCAGAAAAACGAGGAGGAGCAGGAGAACACCCCCGAGUUUGUCAAGAUGAAAAGCAACCUGCGGAGGACCAAGCAGGAGGCUGACGGGGAGGAGCGAACCACCUAGAGACGUGUGUGUUUGCAGUCCCGAAGGUGUCCGGAGUGUGUGUAUGUGUCUGUGGUGCACAGUGGUGACCUGACUGUGGUCUGAGAUGAACCUCCUGGUUUUCCCAACCCAGCUGUUCCUACCUGCAGUGAGGAGAGAGAGACUUUACAGACUAAAAGACCCCUCUGUCUGCCUGCCACGGACCACCAGUGCUCACCUCAGCCCCUCACACCCAUCCAGCACCACACAGCACCCCCCGCAGGAGGGACCUGAAACACGGACACGCUAACAUGUUACAUGCCUCUCGACGAGGGCGCGCAAGCUUCCAAUGAGCUCUGAUGGAGAAAUACGCAAACAUGCACAGAACUGGUCAUCCCCUCUGUUUUCACUCCUCUAUCCGCAGACAGCUGUCAUUCCUGUUUAUUGUUAUCGAUGUUGUUACUGUUGUUUCUGUUUUUGUUUUGUUCUUCAUCUUCAGAAUCAAAUAAGGAAAAGUGGACACUGGAUGGACUCUUGAAGCUGUGUAAUGUAAAAGCCAAAUUAAUGUGCUUUUGUUAUUUAUGUUUGUAGCUUUUAGCCCAGGUAUAGGGAGCAGACUUUUUAGUCGUUCUGUAUCCUAGUUUGUUUUACAGCAUAGUUUGUGAAGCCAGAACAGGACAAAGGGAGUGUACGGUUGUGUGAAACACUCAAGUUUGCUUUAUUAUGAUUUUUUUUUUUUUUUAUUCAAAACUUGCCAUUUCCUCAACUAAUGCAAUUUUGAGCAAUAGUAGAACUCCCAGGUGUGAGAGUGAUCUUUUCUUUAUAUAUUCUAUUGUUUUUGUAUGAAUAAAACUGUUACUAAAUAAAUAAUUUAAGUUUU